AUUUCCAUCGCACUGCUAUGAGCGUGGCUGCCAAGAGAGAGCAAACAAACUGUGUUCAGCGACCGUCCGGACAAUCCCAACAGGCUCCGCAUAACGUCUUAACCUCAAGAGAUCCCCAAGGGUGCUGUGGUUGUCAAGUCUGAGACGAAGCCCGCAUCCCGUCCCUUUGACCAUCACGACGACGACGCCGCUAACGGCCUUUUCAUGCUUACCUAGGGCAGGAACGGGACCCAAUCAACGAACCAGUUUGCUGUGACUUCGGGCGCAACGAGCCACGCACACGCAGCCCCUGUUGUGCCCAAGAAUAUGAACACCUCGCCGCAGAUGUCGAUCGCCAGUGGUGGCUGGAUCGGUUCCACUCGCGGUGUGAGCGAAGGUAGUGUCGCCUCGGACGAUAGCGACCAGACCCGACCCAAUAUACGAGGCAAGGGUAAGAAGAGCCCGCCUGCCACAAAUGGUCGAAGAAAGGCCGAUGAGGCUCCCGCAAAGGCACCCCUGAACAAGAAGUCCAAGGCCAAUAGCGGGGCUGUCACUAUGCCUGAAGACAUGGAUAUGUCCGACGAGUCUAACAUGAAGUAUGAUGAAAACGGAACCAAAACCAACAUGACGGAUGAGGAGAAACGCAAGAACUUCCUUGAGCGAAACCGUGCUGCUGCCAUGAAGUGCCGUCAAAGAAAAAAGCAGCGGCUUGCCAACCUGCAGACCAAGGUGGAGAUGUUCAGCACCGAGAACGAUGCUCUGACUUCGCAGAUCACCCAGCUGAGAGAAGGAGUGGUCAACCUGAAGACACUCCUUCUCGCACACAAGGACUGCCCAGUUACGCAACAGCAAGGUCUCCACAGUGCCUUCAUGUCUCAGGUUGUCGAACCCUUCAACCCCCAGAUGAACCCCUAUGGCAUGGGUGCCCCCAUGCCCAAUCAACCGGUCAUGGCUGGCCAGGGUGUCCAACGGCGUUUCUCAUAG
Ilyonectria robusta is the source of this 963-nucleotide messenger RNA. RefSeq lists its product as uncharacterized. Bases 307 to 963 code for a protein of 218 amino acids. The transcript has 2 exons. Gene Ontology annotation, biological process: regulation of transcription by RNA polymerase II. Lineage: Eukaryota; Fungi; Ascomycota; Sordariomycetes; Hypocreales; Nectriaceae. Gene Ontology annotation, molecular function: RNA polymerase II cis-regulatory region sequence-specific DNA binding; DNA-binding transcription factor activity, RNA polymerase II-specific. The record is from RefSeq and is a predicted model, not a curated record.